AUGGACGACCAGGAGGACGAGGACGAGGAAACACUCCAGUUGAAGUUGCAGGAAAUACAGGCUCGGUUGAGGUUGAAGAAACUCCAGAGUGCAAGGGAGAGGACUGCGGGAGCUGUGUCUCCCAGGCGCAGAUCACCACCGCCGCAACAGCAGAGGCCGGCAUCAAGAGUCCUAGGGCUUGGCGCAAGUCGAGUGGCUCCACGGCCCGAGUCGCAAGCUGCGAUCGAAGUUCCCGUUUCUCCCAUUCGGAAGACGCAGCCCCCACAAUCACAGACAUCGCCGAGUCGAGUCCUGCUAGGCAUCGACAAAGGUCUCAAGGGAAAGGAUGUUUCGCUGAAACGAGCACCAAGUGUGCUGCGCAGGAAUGCAAACUCUCAAGAUGGACAGCAGUUCGGCGGUUACCUUCAAAGGUCGAGGACCCCGGCACCUCAGAGCGAGAUUCAACGACCAUUGAGUUUCAACGAGAGGUUAGCCGCGGCAAGGACGCAAGAGGUUGACCGUCAGGAUUUGAGAGACAGGGUUAGGCAGGCCCGGUCUGCAGUGUUUGACAUCGGACAGAAGGAGAUUGAGCAUUUCAAAGAGAAGGCGGUCGACCUUCCAGAGCAACCCGAUGCUGCGCCGCAGUUCAGUAGGGAGGACAUCCUAGGUGGUAAGGACAAUCCCGAACAUGGACAAAGGAAACUCGACAGAAUACCUUCGCUGUCGGCGCCGGCGUCAAAAGACGACCAUGAUCCCCAAGGUCUCUAUGAGCCCCCACCCGACUGGAUGAUGGCUGGGCAGAAACCCAAAAAGGUCGCGCCUGCAGAUGUGCCCGAGGCCGAAGCGUCAGCUUUCGAACCAUACUCUAGCUUUCAUCUUUCACAGCGCAUCCUUCCUCAUCAGGUCUUGACAAGGACCUUGUCCGGGAAGAAGAUCUUCCAAAUGCCGGAACUGCUGCGCAAAGUCAAAGGCCCGGAGUUUCAGCUUCCAGAUAUCGAACAGGAUAUCGUCGUCUUUGCCAUUGUGGCAAAAAAAUCAGAGCCUCGUCAACACAAGCCCCGGCCAGACCAGAAUGGGAAGCAGUCGGAUAGAGGGAAGUAUAUGGUAAUUACGCUCUGUGAUCUCAAGUGGGAGCUUGAGUUAUUCCUCUUCAACUCAGGGUUUACCCGGUUCUGGAAGCUCACGGAAGGUACGGUUUUGGCCAUUUUGAACCCGACCAUUAUGCCACCACCGGUGGGUCGAGAAGCCACCGGAAAGUUCAGCCUGGUAAUCAACUCUGACGCGGACACCAUCAUGGAGAUCGGAAAGGCUCGCGACUUGGGCUUUUGCAAAUCCGUCAAGAAAGAUGGCCAGUUCUGCAACUCAUGGGUCAACAAAAAACGGACCGAGUUCUGUGAGUUCCAUACCAACGAGGCAGUUACCAAACAACGAGCGACACGCAUGGAAGUCAACUCGAUGGACUUUGGCGGUAUCGGGGAAAAGCACCGGUGGAACUCGCGUGAACUUCGGAAGCCAGAACCUGAACAAAAGAAAGGCAAAUACGACCGAGAAACACACAGCCAUUGGUUCGCCACGAAGUCCAUGAGUUCUGCGCAACUCAUCGACGGAGCUCAGGCACUUGCAGAUCGAAGAGAAAAGGAGGAAGGACUGAAAAGACGAAUGCUUGCCCAAGAGCGCGAAAGAGGGAUCAUGCAGCGCUUGAGCAAGAUCGGCGCCGGCGCCGGAAAGGAAUACAUGAAGCAGUCGGAACGUGCCCGCAACACCGCACCUGCGUCCGCCAGCGUGAUCGAGGAGCGGCAGCGGGUCGAGGCAAGGAACUCGAUCCUAAUGGCUCCGAGGAGUAAGGAACUGGCGAUCCAUCUGAGCCCGAUCAAACGCAAGAGGCCGCAGAGCGCGCAGUCCAGCUCGUCGAUCGGGGCACCAUCACUAUCGGCAGCCACGGGGAUCAAGAGCGGCUUCGGCUGGGGCGGCAACCUAAAGGACAAGCUGGCCAAGAUGAAGGACGGCGACAAGCUGAGCAACGACAAGCCGCCAGUGCGGAAGAAGACGAGGUUCGUGACGGAGAAGGGGAUCCGCGAGGCCGGGAGAGAGAGUCUAGGGGUGGAUAUGCCGCAGCAGUCGGUUUCCUUUGAAGAUGACGAUGACGAUUUGAUUAUUGUGUAA
Messenger RNA from Colletotrichum navitas, 2142 nucleotides. RefSeq names its product primase zinc finger protein. Gene Ontology annotation, molecular function: single-stranded DNA binding; DNA replication origin binding. Gene Ontology annotation, biological process: DNA replication initiation; DNA replication. Gene Ontology annotation, cellular component: nucleus; nuclear replication fork. The transcript has a single exon. The coding region runs from base 1 to 2142 and encodes 713 amino acids. Lineage: Eukaryota; Fungi; Ascomycota; Sordariomycetes; Glomerellales; Glomerellaceae. The record is from RefSeq and is a predicted model, not a curated record.